AAAAUGCAGUAUUUUAAUUCAUUGAAAUACAUUCUGUAUAAGAAUCAUAAUACUUAUAUAUUAUAUAAUAAUUUAAGUAAAAUUUAUUUGAAUACUAAUCAUAAUUCUUCAUUUGGGUUUAAUUAUCAGCAACUUUCUUUUUUCCACAUUAAUAGUUAUUAUUUGAAAACUUCUGAUGAUAUUCCAUCUAAAGUUUUAACGGAGACUGAUAAAAUUAUGAAAAAUAUUGUAUCACAUGAUGAUAGUUAUGAUCCUAAUAAAUAUCCGAAAAUAGGUGACGAGGAUAAAAGUAUUGAGCAAUGGAAGAUUAAUAAAAAUAUAAAAAUUGAUUCAAAUGAUAAUAUGGAGAUGAAGGAUUAUUUAGAUCCAUUAUACAAAAAAUUACCGAGUUACCGUACAGACUUACCUAUGAGUUUACAGGGAAAAAUGAGAUUUGAAAGGGAAAGAUUAGCAGGUAUGACUGAUGCUGAAAGAAAAUGGAGAAAUCAAUGGUUAAAGGACCAAGAAAUAAAAGCGACAGAACCUGUGGAUAUUCCAGAAUUGUAUACUUUUUACAAUAAUUUCUUUCGAAGAGCUUUUCAUUGGCCUAUGGACACGCUCUUUUCUCUUUUAGUGCCUAUAAUAGGCGAAAAGACAGCUUAUUGGGGAAGAAAUAUAAUUCCCAGAAUCAUAUUAUACUAUGUUCUCUGCAUUCUCACAGCCUAUCACCUUUGUUUCAAUGAACGAACUUGGGAAAGAGGUUUUUCUGGAAAAACUGUAUGGACGUCGCAGAUACCUGUAUAUCAAGUUUCAGAUAGAACAGGUGCGUUACAGUAUAAAAUGGAUUAUAGGCAUUACGCUGACUGCAAUUUUCACAAUAGAACAAUCAUGAAAGAUGAAGAUAUUAAGCUAGAAAGAUGAUAUAAUGAAUUUAUUUAUUUUUCAUUUAUAUUUUAA
Messenger RNA from Gordionus sp. m RMFG-2023, 936 nucleotides. RefSeq lists its product as uncharacterized. The transcript is spliced from 5 exons. Gene Ontology annotation, biological process: mitochondrial electron transport, NADH to ubiquinone. Lineage: Eukaryota; Metazoa; Nematomorpha; Gordioida; Chordodea; Parachordodidae. The record is from RefSeq and is a predicted model, not a curated record. The coding region runs from base 4 to 900 and encodes 298 amino acids.